AGAGUGGGGGUCGUGGCAGGUCUCAGUGAGUCCUCAAGAGGCAAAACCAGGGACAAAAUAGGGUGAGGGAUUUACCAAGAAGCGGAACUGGAAAAUACUAGAAGAAUUUUUUCUGGGAAACCGGAUCAGUUGGAGUAUCUGAAACGUGCACCCUGAAUUCUCUCUGGUGGCCUCUGGCAUGAUGCCAGGACCAGAGUCUAGAUGUUGUUGUCAUAAGAGUAGGGAAAGGUGACCUUUACAGAGGUGUGCCUUCAAGAAGAACUCCGCGGCAGGCGGCAGACACUGCAGACGGCUCACCUGCACCAGAAGGACCAUGAAGCCAGAGCUGCCUCUGCUAGUGCUGGGGGUUGCUGGCCUCCUGCAUCCCAUCCUCUCCCUGCACAUCGGCGCAUUCAACAUCCAGACCUUUGGGGACAGCAAACUGUCCAAUGAGACCAUCACAGACCUCAUUGUCAGCAUUGUGUCCACCUAUGACAUCAUCCUGGUCCAGGAGGUCCGAGACUCUGACCUGAGUGCAGUCAAGAAGCUGAUGAACCGCCUCAACAGGGCCUUUCCGGAUCCGUAUGGCUACGUGGUCAGCAAGCCUUUGGGACGCAGCACCUACAAGGAGCAAUACCUGUUCAUUUACAGGGAGGACAAGGUCUCGCUUCUGGACAGCUACUAUUAUGACGAUGGCUGCGAGCCCUGUGGGAACGACUCCUUCAGCAGGGAACCCUUCAUCGUGAGAUUUGCUGCACCUCAGACUGAGGUGAAAGAGCUGAUCCUGGUGCCCUUGCACACUCCUCCCAAAGAAGCGGUGGCUGAGAUUGACACUCUCUACGACGUCUACUUGGACGUGAGGGACAAGUGGGGGUCUGAGGACAUGCUUUUCUUGGGGGACUUCAAUGCCGACUGCUCCUUCGUCCGGCCUGAGGACUGGCCCCACAUCCGCCUGCGCACCAGCAGCGCCUUCCAGUGGCUCAUCCCGGACACUGCAGACACCACCGUGACCAACACCGUCUGUGCCUAUGACAGGAUAGUGACAACCGGCUACAGGCUGAGGGACGGCACCCUGCCCGGGACGGCCAAAGUCAACAACUUCCAGCAGACCUUCAACUUGAGCCACAAAGACGCCUUGGCUGUCAGUGACCAUUUCCCUGUGGAAGUAACUCUGAAGUCUGUCCAGGAUUCUUCCCAAACAGCACAAUGACCCAGAGAGACCCCCCAGAGGUGGCUGUGCCACUAGACCCCACAAUUGCUGCCUCCUUCCACAUCUCCUCACUCUAGUGGCGUUUGUUUCCAAAAGUCUGAAUUCAGUUUCCAAAAUCUGUUUCCAAAAUCUGUUUCUGAAAGUCGUUUCCAGAAUUUGUUUAGAGGAAAAACAAAAUCUGUUUCCCAAAGUCCGUUCCCAAAAUUCUGAAUUUCCAAAAUUCUGAAUUCUGUUUCCCACAGAAGUCCCUCCAGGACGCCUCCUGUCCCCACACAACAUAAUGACUGACCCAGAGAGACCCCAGAGGUGGCUGUGCCACUUGGCCCCCACAAUUACUGCCUACAGGCUGCCAAACAAUUCUGAAUUCCGUUUCCAAAAUCCGCUUCCAACAUUAAUUUAUGAAGGUCGUUUCUGAAAUUCGUUUCCAAAAUUCCAAAAACGCCAGA
Molecule: messenger RNA, 1635 nt
Organism: Hemicordylus capensis (graceful crag lizard)
Lineage: Eukaryota; Metazoa; Chordata; Lepidosauria; Squamata; Cordylidae
Product: deoxyribonuclease-1-like
Exons: 10
Coding region: 314-1189 (291 amino acids)
Biological process (GO): DNA catabolic process
Cellular component (GO): nucleus
Molecular function (GO): DNA nuclease activity
Source: RefSeq, a predicted model, not a curated record